Messenger RNA from Iphiclides podalirius (scarce swallowtail), 2538 nucleotides. NCBI's taxonomy places the organism in Eukaryota, Metazoa, Arthropoda, Insecta, Lepidoptera, Papilionidae. The record is from the annotation of a GenBank genome assembly.
AUGACGAUUCCACCUUUUCCGUCACAAGAUUUGGCGAAGCUUGUACUUGGAUAUCUUGCGGAGGAGCAGCUUAUGACUGCUUAUGAUGAAUUUUUACAAGCUAGUCCAUAUUUAGAUGCGCUCAGAAAUGAAUAUGACAGGAUUUUCAUGACAUCUCUUAAAAAUAUUCUGGCUGAGUACAGAGCUGUAAAGAUUUAUGUGGAGACCUGUAAACCUUUUGCCCUUAGAAAGAGAUUAUUUCAAUGUGCUAAUUUGUUUGACAUUGUCAAAUUAUUAGUACAAAAUGUUGAUAUGAAUAAGUUAAAUGCUCAGGAGCACAAUGUAGAUAAGAUGAGUUCAAAUCCAUCACUACCUUGUAACCAGUCUAUAAGUCAAAUAGAAGCUACAUCAUUAGAAAGUUCUGUUGAAACAACUGCCUUAGCUGAUUUACCAGGAAAUACCAUGACAAAAAAAAAAUCGGCGAAAGUUCUUGAUAGAGAGCAUAGGAAUCUUGUAAGUGGUCAAGAGACGUGUAAUGAAGUUAGACAAUCAUGUUGUAUUGAAUUAAGCAGUUUAAAUAGUGUUCCACAAUCUGUUGCCAAUGAGGGUGGUCAAAAUGAUAUUGAACAAGGCACAAAUAAUAUUCUUGAAGAAGAUAUGACAAAGUCCAAGAAAUUUGAAUCUGUUCAAAAAAUUGAAGAAUUUGACAACAUUUUAGACUUUGUGUGUAAAAAUGGUAAUGAAAACAAUAACAGGACUUUUCCAACAACUGAUACUAUUAGUGACCCCCACCAGAGAAUUUCAACAGCAGGAACAUUUCAAGAUUUCACUACAGGCAUUUAUAAUGACAAUAAAUCCAACAUAUCCACGUCUACUUCACCUGACGUAAAUAAUGCGCAGGCGCCUUUAAGAAGAAGUAUUGGUAAUGCAUUUGUAAAUAUUGGAACAAUUAAUAGAACCGAUCUGAAAUCUAAAGUGUUUAAUAACGCCACGUCCACACCACAUGUUCAAAUGCAAACUAUUUUUAUAAAUGGAACUCAAGCCUACAAGCACAAAACACAAAAUCCAUUGAAUUGUAACUACACAAAGGAUGAAAUUAUGGCUAUGCCCACCAUUAUUCUCGUACCAGCGACAGGUUCUAAAUCUAGUGCAACAGAUUCCCAACCCAUAGUCACUAUGCCUACCAAAAAUGAUGUCGUUACUGCUACUACAAGUUGUGGUCAAAGUAUUUUUAAACCACUUGUUGUUGAUGUUACAUCUAACAUCACUGUUCCAAAUAUCACUUGUGAUAUAAAUGAAAAAUUUAAGAACAGCGAUCAAAAACUUUUAAAUGAACAAAGUCUCAUUAAAACGGUUGAAAUGGCUGGUCAUGUCUCUGUGCCGAAGGAAAAUACAUAUUCAACGGCAUUGAAGACAAGUACACCGCAGGGCUUGCCACCUAAAAGAAAGUCUUCUUCUACUCCUCGAAGAUCAUCCCAUCACUCUGAUCAUAUAUCACCAGAGUCAAUUAAAUCAAAACAGAGUAUAUCUCAAGAGAGCCAGGUUUGUUCACACGAUUCAGAUAUUGAACAGCUACCCCUACGAUGGUCCGAUGACGGUUCUCAAGAUGGAAAAUCACAAGACACAAAAUUGAAACAAGCAGAAGCAGCUAAUGAUACAGAUGAUAUAUGUAAAAUAAAAGAGUACAUUGAAACGUCUGUUGCCGAACAACCAGUUUGUACUAAUGAUGGUGAAGGCAGUUUGCAUAUUGACUUAAUCAAACGGGGCUUUGAUGUUGAAACUGCGAAAAUAAUUGAACGAGAUUUACUCGAUUCGCCUUGUCCUAAGCGAGAAAUCAUCUCUGAUGUGGUAGAUUCAGGAAAUUUUGAAUUUAUGACCAAUGAUCCAGUAGAAGAGAACAGUGCUAGAACUGCAAGUGAAACUUCUGUCAAUCUAGAAAUUGUAGAUGACGAUAACUGCGAUGAAGUAGAAUUUUCAACACAUGAAUGUAAUGAAGAUACAGCAAAUUUUUUCAGUCAUGAAUAUGUCGAUUUAAGUUACACAAAAAAAAGUCUACCGCCAUCAUUGAAAGAUAAUUAUACUAUGGAGUUUUGUGUAGAAGAUGACGUGACAGUACGAUUGAGGGCUACUACAUUCAAUAUGUUGCUUGACCAAGAUUUCGAAGAAAUGGACGCUGGUUAUAUUUGUAAAGAGACUGAAAUUGCUGUUAGUUCCAUAUCAAAUAUUGAUAAGUUGUAUACACCAAUGAAAGACCCAAAAGCGCAGGUUUAUGAAAUAUUUGAUUCAACGUUGACUAGCUUGGACACGCCUUUGAAGGUAGCAACUCCGACAUCACAAGAGUUAGAGCCAAUUGUCACUGAAAUAGAGCUAGAAGUUGAAAAAGUUGAUAAUAAAGAGAAAGUUGAUAUGAAGAAAAGAAAGCGAUUACAAAGCUCAUACACUUCGGACGAAUCGCCGAAUUGCAGCAAGAGACCGAAGUCUGAAACGCAGUACUUACUUAAUACUGCAAAUAUACAUAAUAUCGAUAUUGAAUCUGUUUUAAGUAAACUUCAUGGUCCU